AUACCAGCAUUGUCUCAAUCUAUGCGCAUGUUAAUGGCCGUUUGAAUCCUACGAGCAAAUACAUGCACGAAGACAUUUUAUUUUUAAAGGACUAAAUAUCUGAAACACCAAUUUUCUCUUGACUACAUCUUGGCAAGGUGACUAAGUAGGAAGAUGAAGACAAAGCGAUGCAGUGAACCACACUUCGCCUUCCCUGCCAUGAUAAUCUUCUCUCUGUGUCUGCCCACAAGCGCAAACCACACUGAUUAUCCGAGCACUACACGUGGAACCUGGAAUCCCAUCAGCCAAAAUCUAAGUGGAAGCCACAACGCAACACCGGCCAAUACAAAUUCUCCUCUAAGCAUCAGUUUCAACAGCAACACGAGCAGAGCGGAGGCGCAGACAAGCGCCCCGCAGCCCUCACCACCCGCCCCGGGCGCCGGAGCCGCGUCCGCGGGACCGCGGAACCGCAGCGAACACGGGGCGACGGGCGCCAAAGAAACGUGCGAAGACAACAAGUCUCUUAUCCUCGUUUGCUUCAUUAUAAUAGCAGUGCUUGUGCUCAUCUGCACCUUCUUAUUUCUGUCGACGGUUGUAAUAGCAAACAAAAUGUCACACCUCAAAAAAAGCAUGCAAGGAAAGCGCAGGCCCAGGAGCAACGGGGAUAUCGUGGCCACGAACAGCUUAUGGCCAACUACGGCCGGAACGUGGCAGCGCAUGCCGAGGGAGGCGACCGGCGCCGAGCUGGUAAUGCAGGAGUUAAUAGCGGGGAGAGAUGCUGCCGUCCAAAGGAAAACCCAAGACGAAACUUCCGAGAAACUCACGAAAGAAACAGAUAAUGAGCAGGAAAACAAAGAACCAAAGUCACACAAACCCAUUUUAGCCAAUUUUGUAGCGGAGAUUUAAUUCAUCCAUGGGUAAAACCCCACCUUUGCCUUUUUGACAUCAUCAACAUGAGGCAAAAACUUAGUUUUCAAGUAGCAAUACAAAUGUUAACACAGGAAAACUAAAUUGAGAUCUGAGGGGUUUUCCUUUUAUGACAGUGCAAUGCUGUAGGAACUUGCAGAUCUACGAGGGAAUAAGAUUGUGUUAAAUAGCUUUUUAUAAAUAGUGUCAAGACUGGUUUUACUCCUCU
Columba livia (rock pigeon) is the source of this 1114-nucleotide messenger RNA. RefSeq names its product ecotropic viral integration site 2A (gene EVI2A). The record is from RefSeq and is a predicted model, not a curated record. Lineage: Eukaryota; Metazoa; Chordata; Aves; Columbiformes; Columbidae. The transcript is spliced from 2 exons. Bases 154 to 885 code for a protein of 243 amino acids. Gene Ontology annotation, cellular component: membrane.